AUGUCGGAUAUUGAAUCUGGAGAAGCUUCGCAAGCUGAAAAUUCACUAGAAGUUGAUGAAGUGUUAGAAGAUAAUCUUCAGACCAAAGGUUCCCAAUCCAAUUCAAAAAAACACAAGCGUCGUCGUAAGUCAAUUAAACAACUUGCACCAUGCUGGAAAUAUUUUAAAGUAGUAGGAGAAGAAUCAGUCUGCAAUGUUAUAAUUAAAAUAGAUGGAAAAGAAAAGAAAUGUGCAAAAAAAUUUAAAUAUCUUCCCGGAUGGUCAACAACCAACAUGAAUUUACAUCUUGCAGAUGAACAUGACAUAGUGGAAUUUCAAAAAAACCAGAGUAAUACAAAAGGCUCCCAGCAAACCAUCACCAGUAUGCUACAACGUGUCGUCCCUCAUAAAGGAAUUAAAAAACGUAAUAUCUGUCGUGGUGUUGCAGAAUGGCUUGUGAUUGACAAUCGAGCAUUUGAAGUUAUCACCGGAGAAGGGUUUCGUAGAUUUAUGUUGCAAAUAGACCCCGCUUUUCGUCGGCCUUCUUAUAAGGCAAUGAAGGUUCAUUAUGCCAAAAAUAUAGAUCCUGAUGAAUAUGACUAUAAUAAUGAAGGUCUCCAAGAAACAUCUAAUUUUGAUUCGGAAUCCGAGUCUGAGUCGUCAGAUGAUGAAAAUGAAAGAGACAUAUCCUUUGAUACUCAAGAAAAUCAGUCUGAAAAUGAUACUGAAUUAAUUGUAAAAGACAUACAAAAUAUCAUAUAUAACUCACUUUUUGAAUAUUGGGAUCACCCAUCACCAAUUUGCCUUCUCGCAACAUUAUUAGACCCCCGGCUGAAAGAAAUGUCUUUUGCAAAUGGAGAAACUCGUAAAAAUACCAUUAAUGAAUGUAGACUUCAACUUCACCAACUAAUGGAUAUACAAUCACCAACAUCAAAUAAAAACGCUAUUUCACCUAGCUCAAAAAAUCUCUCCCCUAAUAAUAUGUUUAAGGACCUUAUAUUUGGUAGUGCUCAAAGAUCAGAUGAACCUACGGAUGAAUUGGAUUCUUAUCUUGACUUAAGGCAGGCACCAAUAGCCUUUCCUGACAAAGAUCCUCUCUUAUGGUCAGAGAUUAUUAGGUAUCAUAAGUUCUUCGCAUCGAAACAUGAUGUACCAUUAGAAGAAUAUAAUAACAAAUUUGAUCGUAUAAAUCUGCUUUCACUUGAAUCUGAAGAAGAGCUUGAAGAAAUAGAUUGGUCUGAAUUGAUUUAA
Dentiscutata heterogama is the source of this 1230-nucleotide messenger RNA. The record is from the annotation of a GenBank genome assembly. NCBI's taxonomy places the organism in Eukaryota, Fungi, Glomeromycota, Glomeromycetes, Diversisporales, Gigasporaceae.